Molecule: messenger RNA, 1381 nt
Organism: Nanorana parkeri
Lineage: Eukaryota; Metazoa; Chordata; Amphibia; Anura; Dicroglossidae
Gene: TSEN2
Product: tRNA splicing endonuclease subunit 2
Exons: 11
Coding region: 3-1370 (455 amino acids)
Biological process (GO): tRNA splicing, via endonucleolytic cleavage and ligation; tRNA-type intron splice site recognition and cleavage
Cellular component (GO): tRNA-intron endonuclease complex
Molecular function (GO): tRNA-intron lyase activity; nucleic acid binding
Source: RefSeq, a predicted model, not a curated record
CAAUGUCGCAGGCAACAUUCCAUGCCCCAAGGAGAAAGAGAAAGGUCUACGAAUGCUACGAAUCUCCUUUCCCCAUCCCGUUAUCUCAUGAUAAUCACGGAACAGAUUUCAGAGUCUGCCGGGCUGAGAUCAUUAAUAAUUUCAUCGUUGUGAAAACCCUGGAUGAUAUACUGCUGCUAUAUGGAAAGGGCUAUUUUGGGAAGGGGAUUUUGUCGAGAAGUAGACCUGAAUAUAACAUUGGACAGGGUGAGCUGAGGGGCCGGUGGAAAGGCCUGGCUCCUUCCAAAAGGAAACUACCAAUCAUUUCAUCAAAAAAAUACCAGCUUCAUGUGGAGUGGGCCAGAAGCCUUUUGGAAGGGCAAGGAAUGGACAGAAGUUCUACUGACAAGAUUCUUGGAGAUUAUUGCUCCCCUUUUGAUUUUCCAGAGGAUAAGGAUGACACGCUGGAUUCUGUGGACUGCAAAGCUCAAAAAGAACUUAGUUCUACAGAUUCAUCAUUUCCCGCAGACGACAGCACUGAGGUUUUGGAAGGAAACCCCGUUUUUGAUCCUUUAGCAAAGUAUGGUUCGGAGGAGCUGGAGACCCAGGAACCGUGCAUUGUACCAGAUAGAGAAGUUCUGGAGAAGAUGCAUUGUCAUAGACAUGAUGACCUGAUUGUACAUUGUGGUUGUAAGCCAGAAAAGCAGACUGCUCGCAAUAAUGCUGCGGAGAAAAGUGUAAUCGAAAGGGAAGAACAUGAAUAUGUCUUGGUGGAAGAGGAGCAAGACAACGUUGGUUUAAAGGAUGAAGAUGUGCAGGAGGACAAAAAUGAAAAAUUCAAGCUUGUUUGCCGGAGAAAUCCAUUCCAAAUGUUUGAGUAUUUACAGCUCAGCCGGGAAGAGGCUUUCUUCUUAGUGUAUGGCUUGGGAUGUCUAUCAGUGUCAUACAAAAAGGAACCUCUAACGAUCCAGAAACUCUGGAAAGUUUUCUGUGCAGCACAACAGAACUUCCCGACAAGUUACAUGGCAUACCACCACUUCCGAAGCAAAGGCUGGGUGCCCAAAGUGGGACUGAAAUAUGGGACUGACCUGUUGUUAUAUCGUAAAGGUCCACCGUUCUACCACGCAAGCUAUUCUGUAAUUGUGGAACUUGCUAAUGCCAAUUAUGAAGGUUCUCCUCUGCGACCUUUGACCUGGAGGUCUUUAUCUGGCCUUAACAGGACAACAAUGAAUGUGUCCAAGGAACUGCUGAUCUGUUAUUUAAUCCAACCUGAGGAUAUUACAGAAAAGGACAUGAAGUCUCCAGAAUGCAUAAAAAAGUUUACAGUUCAGGAAGUCAUUGUUAGCCGGUGGAUCUCAUCACAGGAGCGAAUGGAGCAUGAAGAGUUGUAGAACAGUUGAAA